Eutrema salsugineum is the source of this 1382-nucleotide messenger RNA. RefSeq names its product pyruvate, phosphate dikinase regulatory protein 2. The record is from RefSeq and is a predicted model, not a curated record. Gene Ontology annotation, molecular function: transferase activity, transferring phosphorus-containing groups; ATP binding. The coding region runs from base 86 to 1231 and encodes 381 amino acids. The transcript is spliced from 3 exons. NCBI's taxonomy places the organism in Eukaryota, Viridiplantae, Streptophyta, Magnoliopsida, Brassicales, Brassicaceae.
UGCACCGCCGUGAUUGGAUGGAUAAAAACCGAAAUUGUUGACAAGAUAAAAACCGUAACCACCGCUCGUAUAUUCGAGGUCGACGAUGAAUUUACACGGCGUCUCAGGUCAUCCCGAGCCUAAUUCCGAACCUCCGAUCACAGCUUCGAGUCCUCCGACUCCGACUCCGAAGCUGAAGAUUAGUGCCAAAUUGAAUAGAUGGUCCAGGGCCCGUGCUUUGCGAUCCGGUGUUAAGAUAGACCGUCCGAUUAACCGUAGUGAUAACACACCUUGCCGUCAAGUAACGACGGAGGAGGCUGAGAGGAAGACGUCGACGAUUGACGGUGAUGACGUGGAGAUAACGGCGGGAAAGUCGAUAUAUUUGGUUUCCGACGGGACUGGGUGGACGGCAGAGCACUCCGUUAACGCCGCUUUGGGGCAAUUCGAAGAUCGCUUGGUCAAUCGUGGUUGUUCUGUUAAUACACACCUCUUCUCUUGGGUUGAGGACGAGGAGAAGCUAAUGGAGAUAAUCAAGCAGGCGGCUAAAGAAAAGGCAAUGUGUUUCUACACUUUAGCAAACCCUUCAAUGGCGAAAUCCGCAAAGCAAGCUUGCGAUCUAAGUGGCGUGCUCUCGGUUGAUAUACUAGGACCAAUCAUCGAAGGGAUCGCGUCUCACUUAGGCGUAUCUCCGUCAGGUCUCACACGUGGAGCAGCUCCCGGUAGGGUCAAGACUCUCAAUGAUGCAUAUUUCAAAAGAAUCGAAGCCAUUGAGUUUACCAUCAAGCAAGACGACGGGACUUUACCCGAGAACUUAGGCAAGGCUGAUAUUAUUCUGGUCGGGGUCUCCAGGACAGGGAAGACGCCAUUGUCGACUUAUAUUGCUCAAAAAGGGUACAAAGUCGCAAAUGUGCCGUUUGUGAUGGGUGUGGAACCGCCCAAGACGCUUUUUGAGGUUGAACCGAGAAAAGUUUUUGCUUUGAAGAUUGAGCUUGUUGUUCUGCAAGCGAUUAGGAGAACAAGGGCUAAAACGUUAGGCGUGGAUUCGGUAGCAGAGAACUAUUACUCGGGCUUCGAUCUUGUUCGCAAAGAACUAGAUUUCGCAUCAAGGAUCUAUGCCAAAAACCCUGGAUGGUCUGUAAUAGAUGUGACGAAUAAAGCGAUUGAAGAAACCGCAGCUGUGAUUCUGCGGCUUUAUAACCAUGACGGUAGAGAGAGUAGUACUAGUGUACCGUGUAUAUCAAAACGCUACUAAGCUCAGCUCCUUUCCUUGGUCGGAUGAAACAGUUUAGUAUUACUAUUUCCUAAAGACAGAGAGAAAGAGAGUUUUGUCUCAAAUGAAUAAAGUCUUGCCAAAUACUUGUCUGUUUAUUGAGGAAAAAAAAUAUACUUGUCUGUUAUUUUUA